CCUUCUCCCCCCAUUUGUGUGUCCCCCGAAGCGCCCGUGAAACUCUCCGCCGUUCAGAAGCGAGCAGAAGACAGAAGAAGUGAAGAGAUGGGUAGCCGUUUGGGUCGACGGGUGAUCCACUUCGCGAAUCUCCCGAUAAAACUCCUGAUGCCGUCGCCGCCAUUCAACUCCAUCCGGGAGAUCGCCCUCAAGACCAUCCCUUCCGCGACCAAGGUGGAGAUCCGCCGCGUCCUCGAGUCCCUCUACGGCUUCGACGUCGCCGAGGUCCGCACCCUCAACAUGGAGGGCAAGAAGGUCAAGCGCGGGCCCUUCCUCGCCGCCAAGCCGGACUACAAGAAGGCCUACGUCACCCUCCGGUCGCCCCUCUCCCUCUCCGCCGAUCUCUUUCCUAUACCUUUGAUCCAGGAGGAGCGGGAGCGCAUCGCUGCCGCCCAGGCAAAGUCUCGGCCCACCGUCGUCGAGGGGGAGGACGGCGCCGGGGGUCGGAGGCACUGGCUCGACGAGCGCCAUGAGGACGAGGAACCAGACGGGCGCCGGAGGCACGGCGGUGGCGGUGGAGGGCGGACGGGUGGUGGUAGUAAACGUGGGACGGGGAAGAAGGCGGAGGAGGAAAUCAAGUUCCCCUGGAGCAGCAUGCGACUGUCGUCGAGGUAGUGUUGUUAUUGUUGUUGUUGUCGUCUUCUUUUUCUUUUUCUUUAUUUGCCUUGAGUUAAUUAGUAAGGAGAAAAGUUUGCAUCUUUUUGCAGAAUACAUUCGAGUUUGUAAGCAAAAUGGUUCUUUGUAGUUAUGGAUCUCGGAAAUUAUAUUUUGCGUUUUAUAAUACCUGAAUAUCAUGAAUGGUGCUCUCUA
Messenger RNA from Elaeis guineensis (African oil palm), 849 nucleotides. RefSeq lists its product as uncharacterized. The record is from RefSeq and is a predicted model, not a curated record. Gene Ontology annotation, biological process: mitochondrial translation. Gene Ontology annotation, cellular component: mitochondrial large ribosomal subunit; ribosome. NCBI's taxonomy places the organism in Eukaryota, Viridiplantae, Streptophyta, Magnoliopsida, Arecales, Arecaceae. Gene Ontology annotation, molecular function: structural constituent of ribosome.